CAGCUGCCAUUAGCAGUAGCUGGACACUUCCCUUAUAGACUUUCAGACGAGGUCGUCAAGAAGCUGAACACGAUUAACCCGAUUAUCUCCUCUAUUCUCGAUUUUACAGGAGAGUCUGUGGUUGUGAAUUGUGUAAGUUUUGCCGUUAGUUAGAUAGCUAUAUUGUGGCGUUAUUUGUAAAGAAUAUGUCCUCAUCAAGCGCGAGGCCUAGCUGGCUACAUAGCCAACGUUGGCUAAACUUGACAUUUUGUGAGAUUUGUUUGCCACCGACUUAACAAAUGCAUCAAAAAAGUUGCGCAGGCGGUAACCGUAGUGUAAGAUUCUUUGUUUUAUCAUUGUAAUGCCAAUUAGCGUUGCGGUUGGUUGAUGAAAUACUGUUUAUUAAUGGCGACAAGGUAGUUAGCAUGUACAUGUGGUGUACGUGUUUCUGGUUAGCUAAGCUGGAGUGACGCUGUUCCUCAGUCAAUUUGUCAUGCCCGACGGAUUUAACUACGUGGAUCGAUAACCUGGAAGCCGUAGUAAGGUGUCACGCAAUUGAUUUGCUAAUCGGCAAUGGCUGGUUUUCCCCUGUGACUGGUAUUUAAGUUAUAUCGGCAGCUAUCGGUUGGCUAACUUUAGCUGCUCUGAGGUUUCGAUGCCUGAAUAAUUGAUACAAACCUUUGCCAAUUAUUUGGUGUAGUAUGGCAUGGUAUCUGGUAGCCAUACUUAGCCAUAAUGAAGCAUAAUGAGUCUUAAAUUGUUGUUUGGUUUCACUUUAUAUAUUUUGGGCUUUGGUUCAAAUGUCUAGAACUAAGCAGCUGGUCAUAUUAUAAUGGAUGUAGUGUAAAAGUAUUACAAUCACGGAGCCAUUUGUGAAUUUCUUUCAUUGCGGUGCAUUAAAUGCUGAAGUGAAAGUCUGACUACAGAAAUUUACCAUUCAGCUGUCACAUAGCAUUGCAUUCAUAAGCCAUAUUUGGGAACUGAACGGGGAACACAAAUAAUGAUCAAGAAUGACUGUUGUCAAACAUGUCAUAUAUUUAAUAAUUAUUAUUAAUGGAAGAAGUUUUAGUUACAUGACAGCCCAUACACGCACCAUUUCUAUGUGUUUAAUUCUAGUGUGUUCUACAAUUGAAUGGUCAAGGCCGGAUGACCUGCAUAGUAGUCAGUAAACAAAAAGUUAGCAAAGAAGUAUCUUCAAAGUUGUGAUGCUUUCACAAUAAAUUGUUUCGAAGAUAUAAUGUUGAGGAAUGUCAAUGAGAAGACAAUCACACUUGCUACGGAACAAGUGUAAUACUGUAUCAGUUUGCAUUGGUGUAUCAAGGACUAAGUGGUGCUAAGGCGAGUGGACAGACGAAGAAAACACAAGAAAAGGGGACACUGCUGUUUUCGGAUAAACCGGGAUGCUAGUCUCUGGAGCAGACAACAGAUUGCAGAAGUGGUGUAGAUUGCCAAACUGUGAUCCACAACAGAAUGUUUUUACUAUCGUGACAGAUGUGGUGCUGCUUUGGUUGGAUCAAAGCUGAUGCUGAUGUCGCUAAUGCAAAUGGCUUGUAGUUAGCAUGCCAUGACAACAGUGACAUUAGAUAAUGGUGUUAUUGUCCUUGAUUAGUAGCAGCUGUGUAUCAGUUGAAGAACUGCCUCCUUCGAAGUCUGCAUUUCAAGACUGAAUUUAUCAUGGAUCAACAAGGCUGUCCUAUUAUGAAGGCCCCACCAUAUGCAACGAAGAAAUACUUGUUCAAUCGUGGUGUUAUUGACCACCUCGUUUGCUGAAUUAAUGGACCAAGUAAAUUUUUUAACUACCAUUGUGAUGUGCAACACCUGUGUGCAGGAUUAAUGCUGGUCUUUGAGGGAAAAUAAUGGCUGUGUUGAGUGCUCUGUGAAUUGGUGCUUUCUAGGAGGUGCUGUCAUUUGUGCUUCAGCAUGGCAGUCGUCAUCCGUUUACAGGGACUGAGAGUCACAGCAGGUUCUGAGGAUAUUCGCAAGUUCUUCACCGGCCUCAAAAUUCCAGAUGGAGGGGUUCAUAUAAUUGGUGGGGAGCGAGAUGAAGCUUUCAUUAUCUUUGCUUCGGAUGAAGAUGCAAGGAGAGCCAUGACACGGUCAGGGGGUUGCAUUAAGGAUUCACCUGUUACACUGCUACUCAGUAGUAAAGCAGAGAUGCAGAACAUGCUUGAAAGAAGUACAAAAGAUGUGGAGCUGGAUCAAAGGAGGCGAUUUGAGGAGAAUGCAAGACGUGCUAGAAAAUCGUUGGGCCCUGAGGCGGGCAGGAGAUCAGGUAGCAGAUCGGGUCAUACCCCUCCCCCUCAGCACCAGAGGGCUUCAAACAAUAGUGAUGACUUUUUGUGUGUGUUUCUAAAAGGAAUGCCUUUCUCUGUGACUGAAAGGGAAGUACGUGAUUUUUUCAGUGGUUUACUUAUUGAUGAAAUAAUCUUAUUGAAAAAUGAAUAUGGUGCAAACAAUGGGAGAGGUCUUGUCAAAUUUGGAACAAGACAGGAUGCAAACGAAGGCCUGAAGAGGGAUAGGAAAUACAUCGGGUCAAGGUAUGUGGAGGUUUCCAUGACAACAGUACAUGAUUGGCAUCGAGCUACUGGUAGAGUACCAAUGGUUGUCAACAGGGAUGACAACUUUGAAAGGGAGAGAUCACCCAUUCGCAAUCAGAGGAAUCUUCAACAUCGUGCAAGGUCACAAUCACCUUUGGCCCAGAGGCCUAUGGCUCCUUCUGAUGAUGAGUACUGUGUUUUAAUGGACAAUUUAUCCUAUACUGUUGAAAAAGAAGACAUAAAAAAGCUUUUUCAUCAUACAAAGCUUGAGGAUGACCAGAUCCUGCACUUGAUUGACAGUGAUGGAAGAAGAACUAGAUCUUCAUUUGUGCUGUUCAAGAAUCAGCGUGACUACUGUGAAGCCUUAACUCAUGAAAAAAGACUAUUUUUUAAUCGGUGGGUUUAUACCCGUCCAAUCUCAAGAGAGAGCAUGAUCACCCUUCUUGAAUCUCAGAGUAUGGAUGUGCGAGCGUCUGGAGACUCUGAACGGAUUCAGGAGAGGCCUCCAUCUUACCCCAGUGAACGGUUUCAGGAGAGGCCUCCAUCUUACCCCAGUGAUCCUUAUGACUCUGAGAAAGUGUGUGUGUUUGUGCGGAACCUGCCAUUUGAUGUAAGAAAAGUUGAGAUCAUGGACUUCUUCCACGGGUUUAAUAUCAAUGAGGACAAGGUGUUCUUGUUGCUUGACCAUAAAGGUGCUGGGGUGGGGAAGGCUUUAAUUCUCUUCCAGUCUGAGGCAGAGGCUAUGAGGGCACUCUCUCUCAAUGGACGACGGUUUCUUGGGUCAGAAGUCAUGCUGAACUGCAUUUCACGUUCUCAGAUGCAGCAGUUGGGUGUUGAGCCCCCAAUGGGACAAGAGCCAGCUGAGCAAGAGCCACUCCCACGAGAGGAGUGGUACUCGGGCAGGAGCAGCGAGGCAUCCUAUCGCCCUGGUGACACUGAGUACACUGACUUAAGGAUGCCUCAUGAUGGUAAUAUGCCAAUGACUAAUGUCCAGUCUCAAGUCCAUGGAGGCUGUGAUUAUGAACCUUAUGCAGCGGGCCCCUGUGCUCCACGCGACAGGGGUAAUGGUGUUCGUGACGACUCUGGCCCCUCAUUGCAGCAUUUUGAUGGUCCCACUUGUGUAAAGUUAAUCAACUUACCAUUCCAAAUCAGAAGCGAGGAAAUCUAUGACUUUUGCUAUGGAUAUCGCAUUAUCCCUGGGUCUGUCUCACUGCUGUAUGACCAGAGUGGAAAACCUAAAGGCUCUGCGACUGUGGUAUUUGAGUCUCGUCGGGAGGCCUUAACAGCAGUAGAGGAACUGAGUGGAAGACCAAUAGGUCCAAGAAAAAUAAAGCUACUAUUUGUUUGAGAGUGACAUUGUGUGUCAUGCCACUAACAUGCCCUAGCAGUGUGGUUUGGACAUGUACACAAUGUUUAUUUAAGGGAAACAAUUGCCUUCUGUUUCUCAUUUUGAUUAAUGUGGCAUGGGUUCAUUGAACAGCGAAUUAAGUUAUGUUUAUUUUCCCAACUGCAUUUAGUUUUAGUGAUUAGGCAUUAUAGUCUGUUGAUUUAUUAUUGGUUUUGUAUGCAGUUAUCAUCUUAAAGUGAAAUACUGGAGGUUUGGUUUUCUCACUGAAAUAUUUUUGUUUAAUUCAACUUGCAACACCAUGUUGAAAAUUUUCAUUCUACUAUUUUUGUUUAUUGAAUUAUUGUAGGUUUUUCAUCACAGUUCUGUUGAUGAUGCAAACAAAUUUUGCUUUCUGACAUAAACCUGUAAAUAAAGUGUUUUCUGUGUUUGUCAUUGA
Seriola aureovittata is the source of this 4300-nucleotide messenger RNA. It is a transcript of the gene rbm12bb, whose product is annotated as RNA binding motif protein 12Bb. Lineage: Eukaryota; Metazoa; Chordata; Actinopteri; Carangiformes; Carangidae. Gene Ontology annotation, cellular component: ribonucleoprotein complex; nucleoplasm. The transcript has 2 exons. The record is from RefSeq and is a predicted model, not a curated record. The coding region runs from base 1900 to 3864 and encodes 654 amino acids. Gene Ontology annotation, molecular function: RNA binding. Gene Ontology annotation, biological process: regulation of RNA splicing.